Molecule: messenger RNA, 1075 nt
Organism: Mustela lutreola (European mink)
Lineage: Eukaryota; Metazoa; Chordata; Mammalia; Carnivora; Mustelidae
Gene: CHCT1
Product: CHD1 helical C-terminal domain containing 1
Exons: 6
Coding region: 117-875 (252 amino acids)
Source: RefSeq, a predicted model, not a curated record
AGUUCUGGAGCCAACCUGCUCACUCCCUGAGACACUCAGGUCACAGAAGCAGUAGGUCAGAAGCUUGAGGGGACAGAAGGAGCAUCACUCUGAAGGCCACCAGUGCACCUGUUGAGAUGGAGGCCUCAGAUGGGCAAGGGGCUGAAGGGGACAAGCCACCAAAGAAGGUGACAGAUGUACCCUGCUUAGAGAAGAGCUCUGGCACCACCUCCACUGGGAGCUCACUUAUACGCCAUGCCAAGGGCCUGGGUCAGGACACCUUCAAAAUAUGUAAAGAAUAUCUAAGGCCACUGAAGAAGUUUCUGCGAAAGUUGCACCUGCCCAGGGACCUUCCCCAGAAGAAGAAGCUAAAGUACAUGAAGCAGAGCCUGCUGGUCCUAGGGGACCACAUCAACACUUUUCUGCAGCACUACUGCCGAACCUGGGAGAUCAAGCACUGGAGGAAGAUGCUCUGGCGAUUUGUUUCUCUAUUCUCAGAAUUGGAGGCAAAACAACUUCGCAGGCUCUACAAGUACACCAAGAGCAACCAGACAGCGAAGUUCCUGGUGAGGCGCUCAGGAAAGCUCCUCCCGGGCCCAGCUGAGGGUUGGCUGGUGGCGUUCUGCCCCUUGGACGCACCGGAGAGCUCCUUGCUGGCCGACCAGGAAGACAGUCUGCCCAAACUCUGCAGUGCCUGGGGCCUGCACAGCAACAUCAGCGGCAUGAAGGAGAGGCUGUCCAAGAUGCAGGCCCCUGGCCCAGAGGCCUCUCUGCUGGGGGAGCCCACAUCCGGGGCCCAGGGCGGGCCAGGUUCUCUAAGGAAACUUCCUCAAAAAACAAAACUCAGAAGGAAGAGGAUUGAGGAAGCCCCCGAGACUCCAGAGACCUGCGCGUGAGAACAGCCAGCCAGGCCGGGGUGCAGGGCCAGCUUGUCCUGGCUCCCAGAGCACUUGGUCUUGUCUUCAACACCUCUGCACCCUGGGGGCUGGGGGCCAAGGAGGGGAAAGACGAAAACUGUCUGUCAAAAGGAUGUUCAGAUCUUAGUUAUGUCUAAAUGGGGUGGGGAAAUAAACAUCCUUAAGACAGUUCCACCGUA